AUGUCAGACUGCCCGGCCUUUCCGCCUCUCGAUGGGUUAAUCCCUGUACUCCCCGGGUUCGCUGACUUCCACGCUGAGCAUAACGCUGAUAAGCCGUGGGUUCUGUGGCCAUCGCAAGAGGGGUCGAAACCUGGCUCGAUAUCCUUCUUACAGUUCGCGAAUGCAACGCACAGGAUUGCACAUAUGCUCCGGCCCAACAGAGGGGGACCGGAAGGCGAAGUUGUUGCCAUCCUCAUUAAUUGCGAUUCUGUAUUGUAUCUCGCUCUCAUUGUCGGCCUUGUUCGCGCUGGUUUUGUGCCCUUCCCAAUGUCUCCCAGGAACGGCAUCCCAGCUAUCCUCAAUAUGCUGGAAAUAACCUCUUGUCAUCGCAUCAUCUCGCAGCCGGAGUUUGCACCACUUGUGUCUGCUGUCAAGACGCAGCUUGGUGAGAAGCAGUACGGCCUCGGAGUCGACAGCUUGCCCGGCCUGCUCGAGAUAUUCCCUGACCUGAACAAGAACGGCCGUGUCGCACCGUGUACGCCGUAUCCGAGGGCGAGCAAACCCCACGACAUGGAGGAUAUUGUUCUCUAUCUGCACUCCUCGGGCUCGACAGGCCUUCCUCGGGCUAUACCUCAGAGGCAGAUCAACAUCCUACAUUGGUGUAACAGCGACGUCCUGCUUGACUGGAGGCAUAAGGACGUAUUAUGGGGUGUAAUGCCACUCCCAACGUUCCACACCUUCGCGUUCAUGAUGCAACUAUACGCACCGCUUGUCAACGGACGACCAGUCGGAUUGUACGCUCCGAGGGCUCCUGCGCCGCCACCGGUUCCAUCACCGAAGAACGUUCUCGACGCUUGUAGAGCUCUCAGAUGCAAUGCUAUCGCAAUUGUUCCGGCCUUUAUAGAGACUUGGGCGAAAUCAGCGGAGGAUGUUCAAUACCUUGCAUCCCUGCGUUUCCUGGGUUAUGCCGGAGGGCCUCUGUCAGCCGAGACAGGUUCACGCCUCCACAACGCCGGAGUUAAACUCUGCGCCGGCUAUGGCGCCACCGAGUUCGGAAACCACACGCGCCUGUUGGAUGCGGACGACUCGCAGGGCCCCGAUGCGCCGGUCAAGACCAGCGCGGACUGGCAGUGGUUCACAUUCUCGGACUACGUCAAGCUACGAUGGGUCCCAGAGGGUGAUGGGACGUACGAGCUGCAGUUCUUGACUUGCCCGACCCACCGCCCCAGCGUGGAAAAUCUACCUGACACAAGGGGCUAUGCCACCAAGGAUUUGUGGAUACCGCACCCUUCCAAGUCUGGACUAUGGAAAAUUGUUGGCCGUAAGGACGACGUGAUAGUCCUCGGUGCUGGCGAGAAGGUUGUUCCUCUCCCUCAGGAGGGCGUCUUGAAUGCACAUUCUGCCGUAACAGGAGCGGUCAUGUUUGGCAGGGGGAGGGCUCAGUGUGGGGUGCUCGUAGAAGUUGGGCCUGGAUACGAGGGUAACCCGCAGGAUCCUGUCUACGUGGAGCGAACCCGGGAUUUGAUUUGGCCCGCCGUCCAGGAAGCAAAUGCGAAAGCUCCUGCGUUCGCGCGCGUCUUUAAAGAGAUGAUUUUGGUUGCGGAUCCUGGCAAGCCUUUACCCCGAGCGGCAAAGAGCACAGUCAUACGCAAGCAGGCGCUAGACCUUUACGAAGUCGAAAUUGAGCAAUUGCAAGUAUAUGAAUCAGCGAAGGAGAGUGCUCCUUCCGAUGGUAUCCCUCCUCCGGCAUCGUGGUCUUCGCAAGAUAUUGAACAAUGGCUGGUCGAGCUUUGUACAAGCAUAAAAGACGGCUCUCGUAUCUCUGCGUCGAAAGACAUCUUCAACCAAGGCUUCGAUAGUCUACACGCUGCAGCUCUCAGGAACCGCAUCAUCGGCGCUCUCCGGUCUAGUGCGGACCCUUCCGCCCAGGACGCAGUCCACCAAGUCUCUCAGAACUUCGUGUUCAGCCAUCCCACGCUGAGAAAGCUGGCCAACGCGAUCUCCCAGCUGGUCAACGAAGGCCAGGAUUCUGCAAGACGAACCGCCGUAGAAGAAGUCCAGAUGAUGCUUGACACUUAUUCGCGGGAUCUUCCAACCCCUAUUCGUACACAUUCCAUCAGCCGCGCUGGCGCCGUCGUCUUGUUGACGGGGUCGACGGGGAACGUAGGAUCGCACAUGCUUACUACGCUCCUCCAAGAGCCGGCGGUCCAUCGUGUUUACACGCUUAACCGGCCUUCUGCUGCGGCCAAGGAGCGGCAGAGAAAAGCAUUCGCCGAGCGAGGCCUUCCGAUAGAACUGCUUUCUAGCAAUAAACUCGUCCAGCUCUUCGGCAAUGCGACAGAUGAGCGACUCGGUCUUGAGCAGGUGGUCUUCGAUGAACUGAAGUUGAACGUAACGCAUGUCAUCCACAAUGCGUGGCGCGUCGACUUCAAUCUUUCUCUACCGUCUUUUGAGACGCACGUCUCAGGGACGCGGCGGCUCAUCGACUUUUGCGCGUCAUCGGAGUGCUCCGCCAGGCUCAUCUUCGUCUCCUCUGUUUCUGCUGCUCAAGACUGGGACGUCUCCAAAGGGCCUGUGCCAGAGGAGCCGCUUUCUGACCCUGCGUUGUCUGUGAGCACGGGAUACGGGUCGUCCAAGUUCGUGGGAGAGAACCUCCUGGCCCGAGCGGCUGAGCGCGGGCUCUCCUGCAUGUCGCUGCGUGUCGGGCAGGUGUGCGGCUCAGCAUCAACUGGAGCAUGGGGGACCAGCGAGUGGGUACCCAUCCUGGUCAAAUCGAGCAUUGCCAUGGGCAAGCUGCCCGAACUCGAUGGGGUUGUGUCAUGGAUUCCGAUGGACGCGGUGGCAAACGUCGUCAAAGAUGUCGUGCUGUCGGAGGACAAGCUGCCCGCGUUGAUCAACGCCGUCCACCCACGUCCGGUCCCCUGGAAGCAGGUCGUGGAAGACAUCAACUUGUGUCUGUACGACCGUCCUCUGAACGUUGUGCCGUAUGGCGUGUGGCUCGAAGAGCUCGAGCGUGCAGCAAGUAAUGCAACCACGGAGGAUUUAGAGCGCAUACCCGCUCUCAAACUGUUGGACUACUUCCGGGCCUUUGGCGUCGACCGGCGUCGUCUGUACGAUGUCCCAGAAGAUGUCGUUCUAGAAGCUGGAGGCUUCUCGACGUACGACAAUUCCAAGCUGAGGACAUUAUGUCCAUCGGUACAGAAGCUAUCUCAGAUUAACGAGCGGCACGCGCGGGCGUGGAUAGGGUACUGGAGGAGGGCUGGCUUCCUUAAUUGACUUGGAUAAUCCGAAAGAUUAGCUUGUAUACAUGUAGAGUCCUCAAAAUCUGCCGAGCUCGAUUCGCAUGUACGAACCUCAGGUUGCCACAGUUCCGUUCCCUCUCUCUUGGAAGGUGUUCGCAGAGACCGUGCAAGCACGAUCAGUAAGCAAGGGAAUGAAUACCUGUUAAUGACUUGUUCUCG
Messenger RNA from Phanerochaete carnosa HHB-10118-sp, 3440 nucleotides. RefSeq lists its product as uncharacterized. NCBI's taxonomy places the organism in Eukaryota, Fungi, Basidiomycota, Agaricomycetes, Polyporales, Phanerochaetaceae. Bases 1 to 3255 code for a protein of 1084 amino acids. The record is from RefSeq and is a predicted model, not a curated record. The transcript is spliced from 14 exons.